This is a messenger RNA of Colletotrichum truncatum, 1146 nucleotides long. Its product is annotated as isopenicillin n synthase and related dioxygenase. The record is from RefSeq and is a predicted model, not a curated record. Gene Ontology annotation, molecular function: 2-oxoglutarate-dependent dioxygenase activity. Lineage: Eukaryota; Fungi; Ascomycota; Sordariomycetes; Glomerellales; Glomerellaceae.
AUGGCCGCUACACAGGAUCUUCCGAUGGAUCUACCCAUCGUUGACCUCGACGUCUUCCUCACAGAGCCGCGUGACUCACCCGCCGUCCGCGAGGAGUGUGUCAAGGCCGCCAACGCCCUCAUCACCUACGGCGCUCUCGUCCUCCACGACUCCCGCGUCUCCGAGUCCGACAACACCGCCUUCCUCGACCUCCUGGAGGACUACUUCGCUCAGCCUCAGGAGGAACUCAGAAAGGACGAGCGCCCUGAGCUGAGCUACCAGAUCGGCGUCACCCUCGAGAACACCGAGAAGCCCAAGUGCGCCGUCGACGAGCCUUGUCUGAAAGUCAUCGAGCGCCUGGCCCCCUCCGAGCGUCCCCUCGACAUUGGAGCCCACGAGCCCGACCCGAAAUGCCGCUUCUUCUGGAGCAUGGCCGAGAAGCCGCCCUACGACACCCGGUUCCCCGGCUUGAACGCCCCCAACGUCGUCCCCGAGGCCCCUCACAUCCGCGAGCGCUGGCCCGCCGCCAUGAACAAGUGGGGUUCAUCGAUGAAGCAGGCCGUUACUGGCCUGGCAGAGAUGGCUGCCGUUGGCUUGGAUUUACCCGCCGACACCUUCACUGAGGCCGGCAAGUACGGACCUCACCUGCUCGCGCCCACGGCGUCGGAUCUCGUCAAGUACGGCAAGCAGGACACCAUCCUCGCGGGUUUCCACACCGACCUCAACUGCCUGACGAUCCACGGUCGCUCGCGGUACCCCGGCCUGCACAUCUGGGCGCGUAACACGGGAAGGAAGAUUGCCGUCAAGAUCCCUGAGGGCAACUACCUGCUGGUGCAGGCCGGCAAGCAGAUGGAGCACAUCACCGGCGGACUCAUCAAGGCGGGAUACCACGAGGUCGUGGUGAACGAGAAGACGUUGGACGUCAUCGAGCGCCGCAAGGCCGAGUUCCCCGACCGCCCGCUCGUCCGCAUCUCGUCGACGUGCUUCUGGCAUCUGUCGUCCGACUUUGACCUUGCUCCCAUCCCCCAGCUUUCGGAGCGCGCGAAGCAGGUCAGGGCGGAGCAGUUCAACCUCGGCAGGGACGAGGGCGAGGAGGUCAAGUAUGCGCCUAUGAAGGUCGGAGAGCAAGUGCAAGAAGAACUGAAGCACAUUGCUCUGAUGGCAUAA